Ambispora gerdemannii is the source of this 1029-nucleotide messenger RNA. The record is from the annotation of a GenBank genome assembly. NCBI's taxonomy places the organism in Eukaryota, Fungi, Glomeromycota, Glomeromycetes, Archaeosporales, Ambisporaceae.
AUGAAGAGAUUUAAAGUGUUAGAGGUUCGAAAAACUACGUCUCAAGUAGAACGCCUAACGCUUGAUACUGACGAUGACGCGUCCUUUGUGACAUGGUUAAAGGUAUUAACGUCGAACGACCUCAUCUCUCGAGAACAUUUAACGCCGAGACACGGAUCUGUAUUGCAUAUCAGACUGCCAGAUCGGUCGGUAUUGCAUAUCAGCGGUAUUAAUGUUCAAAAGAAUGCCUCUAGUAACCGUUUAACGCCUAAGACCAGAUCUGCAUUGCAUAUCAGGCGCGUUGUGACGAUGGUUAAAGGUGUUAACAGACAAGGAAAAGAUGCUCUCAUUGCUUGGUGGGAAAUCCCUAAAGUGUAUCAAGAAAAAUUGUGGACUUCUUUUUACUCUUUGCUAACAGAAUCGCCGACGAAAGAAACUGGCGAACAAAGGACCCACAAAGUCAACCUCGAAAAUAAUGAAACCACAAAGGAAGGAUAUAAACUUAAACUGGGAGGCAAGAUAGCGCAAGGCAUAUACCUACAACUGGCGAAAAUCGGUGAACUCUUUCCAGUCGACUCACGAAGAACUAGAGGAAUUCACGCAAGGAGAUCAAGGCUUCGGAUCCACGGACCGACCAGUUAUUAUAAAGGAAAUCUGUUAGACACCACGAGUAUGCUAACUUUGCACGCGCAGACGUUCAAUAAUAAUAAUAGUGAACAACGAAAAUGUCGGACCUACAAAAAUAAUAGUGGAGAUACGGUAGUAUCUGAACAUGUGGUCAAAAUAAUUGAGUCAUUGACACAAUUAAGAGUCAAAGCCAGAGUAACGACGUACAUUCCAGCCGGUAAAGGGUUAAUUCUGCCGGAUUUUGUAAAUGCGUCUAAUAUUGAAUUUACUUCAGCAACUGCCGCCACUGGUGCUUCUGGAUCAUUUAACGCUAAUAAUAAUGAAGACAAUGAGCACAAACGUCUUCGUUUAAAUAUGAAAGGAUGGGCAGCAGAAGAUGAGAAAUUGGUAACAUUGGUAAAUCGUUUGGCUGUAGUUCUAUGA